AUGUAUGAAAAAACUAUACCAGGUGCUUAUUUUUACAAUUUUAUGGUAUAUACAAUAAUUUUAACACAAAACUACCCAAAGAAAGAAGUUGUAUUGUUUGUUUUUAAAAGACUAAAUAGUAAAGAAAUAGAGAUUUGA
This is a messenger RNA of Funneliformis caledonium, 138 nucleotides long. NCBI's taxonomy places the organism in Eukaryota, Fungi, Glomeromycota, Glomeromycetes, Glomerales, Glomeraceae. The record is from the annotation of a GenBank genome assembly.